AGAGAAGCAGCUCUUUGCAUCUCUAGUGGAAAAGCGUUUUUUGGCUCGCCAACUUUUACCCGAGGAGGAAUCACCCGGAUUUUUGCAGCAGCUCCUUCGUGUGCUUUUCUCGAGAGGGGACUUGGCGCUGUUGAAGAUCCUCAGCUCCGGACGAGCAACGGGAUUGGACACCUUAUCCAACUCCUCUCCUUCUUCCUGGAGGAUCCUGGUUCUCUCUGGGACACGCUGAGCACUUGAGACAGGAGUUUCCAGCUGGGCACCAGAAGAAAUUUGCCUCCAACUCUCAGUCUGGGAUCCACGGGGACCGACCGGCUCGCUCUGCGGUGAUUUCUGAUUUGGUUGUGUUUGUGUGGAAAAGUCCUUGAAGGGGGGUUUAGGAGUCUCUGUGUGUCUCUCAGGAAGUGUUGUGGUGGGGGUUUUUGGGAGCCAGCUCCAGUGCCAGGGCUCAUAACCCAGUUCUGUCCCUGUUUGACACUCGCACGGUCGCGGCCAUGCAGUUGGAUAAUGUCACCAACGCGGGCAUCCACUCCUUCCAGGGGCACCGUGGAGUGGCCAACAAGCCCAAUGUGAUCCUGCAGAUUGGGAAGUGCAGGGCAGAAAUGUUGGAGCACGUCAGGAGGACCCACAGGCACCUCCUGACCGAGGUCUCCAAGCAGGUGGAGCGGGAGCUGAAGGGUUUGCAGAAAUCCGUGGGGAAGUUAGAGAACAACUUAGAGGACCAUGUCCCAACUGAGAACCAGAGGUGGAAAAAGUCCAUCAAGGCCUGCCUGGCCAGGUGCCAGGAGACCAUUGCCCACCUGGAGAGGUGGGUCAAGAGGGAGAUGAAUGUUUGGAAGGAGGUGUUUUUCCGCUUGGAAAAGUGGGCUGACCGCUUGGAGUCCAUGGGGGGCAAAUAUUGCCCUGGGGACCAGGGCAAGCAGACGGUGUCUGUGGGGGUGGGAGGCCCUGAGAUCAGGCCAAGUGAGGGGGAGAUUUAUGACUAUGCCCUCGACAUGAGCCAAAUGUAUGCCCUGACCCCUCCCCCCGGGGAGGUGCCCAGCAUCCCCCAGGGCCACGAUUCCUACCAGUGGGUCUCUGUGUCCGAGGAUGCUCCAGCCUCCCCGGUGGAGACCCAGGUGUUUGAGGAUCCCCGGGAGUUCCUGAGCCACUUGGAGGAAUAUUUAAAGCAGGUGGGUGGGACUGAGGAGUACUGGCUUUCUCAGAUCCAAAACCACAUGAACGGCCCAGCUAAAAAGUGGUGGGAAUACAAGCAGGACUCCGUCAAGAACUGGGUGGAGUUCAAGAAGGAGUUCCUGCAGUACAGCGAGGGCACCCUGACUAGGGAUGCCAUCAAAAGGGAGCUGGAUUUGCCCCAGAAAGAGGGGGAGCCCCUGGAUCAGUUCCUUUGGCGCAAGAGGGACUUGUACCAGACCCUCUAUGUGGACGCUGAUGAGGAGGAGAUUAUCCAGUACGUGGUAGGAACCCUCCAGCCCAAACUGAAGCGCUUCUUGAGCUACCCCUUGCCCAAGACCUUAGAGCAGCUGAUCCAAAGAGGGAAGGAGGUCCAGGGCAGCAUGGAGCACUCUGAGGAGCCCAGCCCACAGAGGACCCCCGAGAUCCAGCCGGGGGAUUCCGUGGACACCGUGCCUCCCUCAACCACUGCCAGUCCCGUGCCGAGCAACGGGACCCAACCUGAGCAGCCCCCCAGCCCCCCAGCCACUGUCAUAUGAGCUGCUCUGCAGCGCUCUGGGUGAAGUGCAAGGGAGAAGGGGGCUUAUUUAGGAAGCUUCUCCUUGGAGAGAGGCUCUGGCUGAGACGGGACAUGAGGUGUGCUCAGCCCAAGAGCCCAGGGCAGAGGGGUUGUUAACUUUGCUCGUGGGGGGAGGGAGGUGGUGGGGCAGAGGCACCUUAGGGUGGGGUUACCCACCUCAGCUGAGCCCUGCAAGGCGGGGGUGUUGGAGACCCCGCUGGCACCACUGGGGGGAACAGACCAUUUUAUGAGAUCCCUGAUGAGAAACCAGAGACAAUUCCCAACUUCUGAAGCAGCCGCUCGGCACUGGCGGCUCUCCAGGACUUCACACGAGUGCAGCAAUUGGCUGAGGGUUCCUACCCAUCUGGAUCUCUCCUUUUCCUUCUCUCCUCCCUCUUCUGAGGAAGUGUCCCUGUCCUAAGGACACAGCUUUCUUUUGACCCUUGCCUGUUUCUGAUUAACCACCAGGCUUCUGCUCUCUUUGCAAUCUCCUGCUCUUACUUGCUCCAAAGGAUUAAAUUAAUUUUUUUGAUUAUUUUUUUGUUUUGUGAAGAAAAAAAAUCCUAUUACUUCAGGAAUUGAAAGCUUUAAGAGUGGAUUAUUUUUGAUGUUUUUCAUUUCUCUGCACCUAAUACCUGCUUUAAUGUGUUUCCUCUCGAGAGGCUUUAUUGGUUUACUCCUUGUCUGAGUUUCUGCUCAUUCCAAUCAAGGCCACUGCAGUGCAGAGGCAAAUUUCUCCCUUUCCCUGCACAUUAUCCUGUGCAUUCAGCAGGAAACAGAUUUCCUAAUUAAAUUGUGAGCUCAUUUAUUGAAGGAGCAGUCUGCUUCCUUUCAGGGAGGGCAUCCAGGUGGAGAGAGGAGACACCAGAGCUCUUUUGAGAGGAUGGGGGGAGGGAAGGGAAAUCCAAAUCCUUAUUCUUUGAACAAAACAAACAAACACAACCCAAAUUCAGAGCAAAACAUCCCCGGAGCAGCAAAUUGAGUCCACACUGAUGUGUGGAGGCAACAGGAGCUUUUGCCAUGUAAAAGCAAAGAGAAGAUGUGAAGAGAGGACGUGUGUGCCCAGCACAGCUUCAGCAAAGAGCUUCUGCUCACACAGACAGGCUCAAAAUGCUCUUGGAAAGCCUGGAAUGCCUGUCCUGGAGCACCUGAGGACAGAGCAGUGUCUGCUCACAAAGAACUUUCUACAACAUCUAUCCAUGGAUGGAGGUGGACUUGGACUUUGUGACUUUUUCCGUGUGGAGACAGUAAAUGCUCAGCGUUCAUCUGUGGCCAGAGUUUGAGGAUGGGACUUUAGAGAUGAAAGACAUUCAUGAAGUUUGGCUCUUUGAAGCUUCUGGAGGCUGGAGCACCAUCUUGAGCAUCAUCUGCAUUCACCACCAGCCCAAAAGAACAGCGCCUGUGCAGGAGAUGGAGCAGGGAUGCAGCAGCAGGAGUGACCCUGGGAUGCUCCUGGCACUACCAAAGCAGGGACACGUGGCACUGGUGGCUCAGAAGGCCUUGGGUGUGACUCCUUCCAAGAGG
Messenger RNA from Manacus vitellinus (golden-collared manakin), 3253 nucleotides. It is a transcript of the gene ARC, whose product is annotated as activity regulated cytoskeleton associated protein. The coding region runs from base 492 to 1709 and encodes 405 amino acids. Gene Ontology annotation, molecular function: mRNA binding. Lineage: Eukaryota; Metazoa; Chordata; Aves; Passeriformes; Pipridae. Gene Ontology annotation, biological process: modulation of chemical synaptic transmission; positive regulation of AMPA receptor activity. The record is from RefSeq and is a predicted model, not a curated record. The transcript has a single exon.